AUGGCAGAAAGCAGUGUAGGGUUUCCCCUAUUGAAAGUACAUACGAUUUCCGCCAGGAAACCUCUCGCUAAUGAAGAUGUUAAUAUACCUUCAGAAAGAAGUGGGCAUCGUAUUGUUGCUACAGACAACUGUAUCUAUGCUAUUGGGGGAUAUAAUCCCGAUUACACAGAACUUUUUGAUGAGGUCUGGUGUUUCAAUGUAGCCACACGGACAUGGACAAAGCUAAACACCAAAGGAAGCCAACCAAAGCAAGUUGCUUCACAUUCAAUGUGUCUCUAUGGUGACAACAUUGUUACAUUUGGUGGCUCUGGCUUACCAUUUGGUCUGAAUAGCAGCAAUGAUGUCCAUCUACUGAAUCUCAAAGAUGGUCAGUGGCAGCGGAUCCAUUGUGAGGCUCUUGAUAACAAUGCAAAUAACCUCCCAUCAAAAAGAUAUGGACAUACAAUGCAUAUCAUCAACCACCACUUGUACAUAUGUGGAGGGACCCAAGGAAUUGACUACAUGUUAGAUCUGUAUCGAUUGGAUCUUAAAACUAAAUCCUGGGAACACAUAGCAUGUAGAAAUCCCCCUGAAGAAAGAUACCGACAUGAAACUGUCUGUGAUGGUAAAAAAAUGUAUAUGUUUGGUGGAGGAGCUGCUAAUUCCGUCUUUGAUCUCAUCAAGAUACCUGUGUUAGAUUUGAAGACUUUCUGCUGGUCAUAUAUCCAAAGUGUUCAUGAUGACGCAAAAGGUUAUCCACUUUCCAGAAAAUAUCAUGGCUGUAUACAUUAUAAAGACGAUGUGUAUAUUUCUGGUGGUAUGCAUCCAACAGCUAUUUUGAAAGAUAUUUGGAAAUUCUCUUUAAAAACACACAAAUGGACGUACCUAGGAGAUAUGCCUGAAAAACUUUACUUUCAUGGAUCGGCUGUCUCUCCAGGAGGCAGCAUGUAUUUGUUUGGUGGGGUUAAAGAAGACGACAAUAGAACAAACAUUUUGUUUCAGAUGAGGCUUGAAUUUUUUUUUCUCUCUCUCUCCCCUUUUAUUGACAGAAUUUAG
Molecule: messenger RNA, 1035 nt
Organism: Acanthosepion pharaonis
Lineage: Eukaryota; Metazoa; Mollusca; Cephalopoda; Sepiida; Sepiidae
Source: the annotation of a GenBank genome assembly